CUCAACUCAACCACCACUAAAACCCCAAGGACCCCCAGGAGCCUGCAUCUCGCCAGUAGCACCUAUUCCUGCAGUCUCAAUCCCUCCCUCCACUUCCUCUCCCUCCCCUCUCCUUGGCGUGAGACCGGACUGCUGACGGAGGGGCGUACGUGCUGGGAAAGGUCAAUGAAUGAUGCAGGACACUUGUCUUGGAUGGCCACAUCUGGGGCUUGUGUGUGAGCGGGUGUGUGGCGACGUGAGGGCCAUCUACCCGCGAGAAGCGAUGAGACUCUCUUAAGAUGAUAUCCUCGUGGCCAGGCUGUACCUAGACUAAUUCUCGUCGUCUUCUCCCCACAACACAACACACCAAACGUGGGUGUAAAUGACUGUGUGAUUCCUUCCAGAUUCCCACCCACUCGAGUCACCAGCCCCCCUCGAGUGUGGCUUGCGCACCCUGUCUCAACACAGAGUGAGGCUUGCUUAUCUGCUUGCUUGCUGCCCAACAUGAAGCCCACUGCGCCCGUGCCAUACGUUUCAGCGCUGCUCCUGACGUGCGUCGCGCCGAUCCUAUGCCUCCCGAGCAGCAGCAGCAUCAGCAUCAGCAGCAGGUCCCAGCGCCCGCAGCACGGCGACCGCGACAGGGAGCACGUCACCCGGCUCAUCAGCUCCAUCACGGCCGACUUUGCGAGCAAAUUGGAUGCCUCCGCGGGCGCGCCCUGCGACGAAGGUGGUCCCAUCGCGCCCACCUGCACGCCGGAUACUAUCGUCUACCGCAGGGAAUACGGCUCGCUCUCCAAGGCUGAGAGGCUAGACUACGUCAAUGCAGUCAAGUGUCUCCAGCGCCUACCGGCUCGCACGCCGGCCAGCGUGGCUCCUGGCGCGAGGUCAAGAUUCGACGACUUUGUUGCCGUCCACAUCAGCCAGACGCUGACGCUACACUUCACCGGCAACUUUAUGCCAUGGCAUCGCUGGUUUGUCCAUGUCUACGAGACUGCUCUCCGGGAGGAGUGCGGCUACCGCGGUUACCAACCUUACUGGGACUGGCCAAAAUACAUGCACGCGCCCCAGGACUCGCCCAUCUUCAACGGUGACCCAUACAGUCUGGGCGGCAACGGGCAGUAUGUUCCGCACAACGGCUCCGUCAUAACGCCGCCCGAAGGUGUAUCUGGAGGUAACAUCCAGCUGCCGGCUGGCCUGGGCGGUGGCUACGUCGUGACGGGGCCGUUCGCCAACAUGACCAUCAACCUGGGCCCCUUCGGCGGGACCUUUGGGACUGAACCGGGCCCUGACGGGGGCUUGGGUUAUAACCCGCGCGGCCUCAAGAGGGAUGUUGGGCCGGGGGUAAAUGAGAGGUAUUGCAAUUAUACCACCGUGCUUGACCUGCUAGAAAAGCCGACCAUCAACGAUUACCGUUUACUCUCCGAGGGUGUGCCGUAUACAGUCGAGAUCGGCCCACACGGUGGAGGACACUAUGUGAUCAAUGGUGACCCUGGUGGUGACCUAUUCACCUCGCCAGGCGACCCAGCCUUCUGGGUGCACCACGGGCAGAUGGACCGCUUAUGGGCACUGUGGCAAACACGCGACCCCUCGACCAGAUACACUCAGCUGGACAACGGGACUUAUGGCCACAUCACGUGGGCCAACGAACCCGCCUCGCGCCUCACCGAGCUUGACGACAUCAUCGACAUGGGCUAUGCGGGGCCGUCGGUCAGGAUACGAGAUGUGAUGUCGACCACGUCUGGUCCGUUUUGCUAUUUUUACGCAGAGUCACGGUAA
Messenger RNA from Diaporthe batatas, 1755 nucleotides. RefSeq lists its product as uncharacterized. Gene Ontology annotation, molecular function: oxidoreductase activity. Bases 484 to 1755 code for a protein of 423 amino acids. Lineage: Eukaryota; Fungi; Ascomycota; Sordariomycetes; Diaporthales; Diaporthaceae. The transcript is spliced from 8 exons. The record is from RefSeq and is a predicted model, not a curated record.